ACAAAAACUUAAUCACUAUAUGAAUAUGAAUAUCAACAGCCAUGAACCAGAAAAUUCAAGAAGAAUAUACCAACAAGCACAAAAAAGGCAGAAACUGAUUCUUUCGAAUAAGAGAAGCAAACAGAGACACAUGACCACAGGUGGUCAAACAACUCUGCCCACACAAAGAAUGGCAGCCCCCUCAAGAAGAAAUCAGCCCCAAGCACAACAGUGUGCACUGCAUGCAAAUAAUCCAGGCCAAAAAUUGGACUAUCUCUAUUUGGGCUUUCCUCAUGAAAACUGCCAAUACUGCCAUGCUAUAAUGUGGACAGAUGAACGCAAUAACAGCAAGGCAAAGAACUCACCACCCACUUUCUCUUUGUGUUGCAUGGAAGGCCGGGUUUCCCUCUCCGCAUUGAAAAAUGCACCUCAGUAUCUAAGAGACCUUCUAAGCCACAAUGGAGGGAAACGUUCAGCUACCUUUCGCGAAAACAUACGGGCAUAUAACUCAAUUCUUGCCUUCACAUCAAUAGGGGCACAAAUCGAUUACGAAAUCAAUAAAACCAAAGGACCAUAUGUCUUUAGAAUCAGCGGCCAAAACUGCCAUCAAAUUGGUUCACUAAAUCCCCAACCAGGGAAACCCCGGAAGUUCCUCCAACUAUAUAUGUAUGAUAACAAAACAGAGGAAGUGUGUUCAAGGAUAAAGUCACUUACAAAGGACAAACCAAACUCCAAGCUAGAUGAGAGCAUUCUCUCAGACCUAAUAACAAUGCUUGACAGGGAGAAUUGUUUGGCAAAAACAUUCAGAAUGGCACGAGAUAGAAUGAAAGAAAGUGAAGAUGUACAGUUGCAACUGCACCUCUUAUCAGAGCGCACACCAAAACAGAGGCAGUAUAAUGCACCCACAGCAUCAGAAGUAGCGGCACUAAUAGUAGGGGAUUUUGUGCAAGCACCAGAUGGAAGAAAUAUAGUUGUAGAACAUAAAACAAAAGGCCUUCAAGAGAUUAAUGAAAGACACCCAUCUUUGAUGGCAUUGCAGUAUCCCCUACUUUUCCCACAUGGAGAAGACGGGUACCAUGAAAAAAUCCUAUACACUGAUUCUCCACGUAUGCAAGUCUCCCGGGCGUACGUCACCAUGAGAGAAUACUAUGCUUAUCGCAUUCAACAAAGACUCACUGAAGGUACAACACAUCUCCAGGGAGGAAGACUUUUCCAACAAUAUUUGGGGNAUGAAAAAAUCCUAUACACUGAUUCUCCACGUAUGCAAGUCUCCCGGGCGUACGUCACCAUGAGAGAAUACUAUGCUUAUCGCAUUCAACAAAGACUCACUGAAGGAGAACAACUAUUAACACUAAAAGAUACUCAGAACAUAGCUGAGGUUGUGAAUGAUGACACCGCACAACAAACAAUGUUCACACAGUGGCUAGAAAGAAACAGCCAUGAUGCUGAAGCACGAGCUCUAACUUACGCGGAAUUCCCAAGUAAGUUUGUGUGGAACCAAAGAGUCAGGGUCUGGAGUGAAGAACAUCAACAAUGGAAGUAUGUAAAACAAUGGACAAAGAGAAAACAAGGUAACUGCCUUGGAAGAAUCGCAUAUGUCCACCCAACAGCGGGCGAACGUUAUUACUUACGAUUACUUCUUAACUCCACCCGAGGACCAACAUCAUAUGAAGACAUACGCACCAUAAACAAUGUUCUCCACCCAACUUUCAAAGCAGCGUGUUACGCACUUGGAUCGCUAAGUGACGACAAAGAAUGGAUAGAAGCUAUCCAAGAAGCAAAUGAAUGGGCCACGGCAAAUCAAGCGCGAGAGCUUUUUGUUACAAUCCUUCUUUUCUGCGAGGUGAAUCCUUCUUUUCUGCGAGGUGACAGACCCCAACCAGUUCUGGGAGAACACCAAAAACAUUCUUCAAGAUGAUAUCUUGCACAGAAGAAGAAAAAUGUACCGCCAUCCAGACCUGCACCUUACACCAACACAAAUACAAACAUACUGCCUCCUGGAGCUUGAUAAAAUAUUACAGCGGUUUGGUAAAACACUCUCUGACUUCCCGUCCCUCCCGCAACCUAGCAUCAGUGAGAUCAGUUCAUUAGAUAAUAGAAUGAUCCGAGAGGAACUAAGCUACAACAUAACUGAGUUGCAGGCCCUCCAUAGACAGAAUAUGACUCUACUCAAUGGGGAACAACUGAAAGCCUAUAAUGCUGUCAUCAUUGCUGUAGAAACAGGACAGGGAGGCGUCUUCUUUGUAUAUGGCCAUGGUGGAACAGGGAAAACAUUCUUGUACUCUACUAUAGCUGCCAAAAUUCGAAGUGAACGAAAAAUAGUGCUAACUGUGGCAUCCUCAGGAAUUGCAGCCCUUCUACUACCCGGUGGCCGCACUGCACACAGCAGAUUUGAUAUCCCUAUAGAAUUAUUUGAGGGAAGCACAUGUGGGGUCCGACAACAAACUCAAUUGGCAGGCCUAUUGAAAAAGUGCUCAUUAAUAAUAUGGGAUGAAGCUCCAAUGGCAAACAAACUAGCAUUUGAAGCAGUCGACCGCACACUAAAGGAUAUUGUCUCCUCUGAAAAUAAGGCAGCAGCCCAUCU
Messenger RNA from Cuscuta campestris, 2563 nucleotides. Lineage: Eukaryota; Viridiplantae; Streptophyta; Magnoliopsida; Solanales; Convolvulaceae. The record is from the annotation of a GenBank genome assembly.